Molecule: messenger RNA, 2125 nt
Organism: Papilio xuthus (Asian swallowtail)
Lineage: Eukaryota; Metazoa; Arthropoda; Insecta; Lepidoptera; Papilionidae
Exons: 3
Coding region: 71-1696 (541 amino acids)
Molecular function (GO): protein binding
Source: RefSeq, a predicted model, not a curated record
AGUCAGUUGGGCCACUAGUCACUUUCCUGAUGUUUUAACGAAAACUUGUUGCUACUUCUGAAUAGAAAAAAUGGAGGAGGAACAGGAAAGCGAACCCCCGAAGCCAAUCAACCUGUUCUCCUUCCUGCCGUACGCCUGCGGACAGCUGCAGGCGCCCUUCGACCUGCAAAUCAUACCCUAUACUCAAUUCCAGCCAUCGCUGAGGAGGAGACGCUCGCGUCGUAGCUCUAGCAUGGCGCGUAGCUCGGCCGCCUCGGCGGCAUCGUCCGGCUGGCGACGCGGACCGAUCAAUAUCAUCGUCGUCGAGGACCUGCUGGGCCACGUCCUCGAGAUCAUAUUUUGGCGCUGUAAAAUGAUCCCUGCUUUGCUUCUCAAGAUAAUUUCUCUCUGCAUCCCCUUUCAUCCGAACUUAAACAAAAUAUCGGUUCGGUGGGGACCCUCGCGAGGAUUCGCCCUAAAGGAGAUCGUAAAAUUUCUUCCGGCAUCCUACCUGACCGAAAUCUGUCUUGACGACUCGCCGAUCCCUCGGCACGACGUCCACACGCUGCUCGAAGAGAGCACGUCGCUGCGGUGCCUAUCCCUCGCGCGUUGCAUCCUCGACGACGAGGCGUGCGCCCUCCUCGCCGGGCGUCUGCACUACCCGAUGCCCGCCGCGACCUCGCUGCAGGCGCUCACGCUCAGCUCUAACCUCAUCUCGGAGGCGGGCGCCGCCGCCUUAGCUGCCGCUCUGCGCUCCAACCGUGCGCUGCGACACCUCGAUCUGGCCGACAACGCGCUCUCCGCCGCCGGCGUCGCACAUAUAUUUCGAACCCUCGGCGAGUUUCCGCUGUCGGACGAUGAGCAUAUGGGGAGAAAUCGGCGUCGCUUCGAGUAUUUAAAAUUACGCAAUGAAAUCUUCCCUCCGCAUCACAAGGAACCUUCGAAAACUUUGUCGAAGAUAGAGCGGAGGAGCACGAUGUUAUCCAUCAGACGAUCCACAAGGAAGCUGUCCCCGGACGCCGACAAAGAGAACGUGGUUCCAAUAAGAAGCAGGCAGAAGCUGGGGAGCAGAUUGAUGAGCAAGGUGGCGAGUAAGGCGUUACUAGGGCCGGUGCCCUCGUGGCAAUCGCUCAGUGCAGAAGAGACGUUGUCGUCCCUGACGGUGCCCUCGAGCGUGCCGGGUGCGCAAAGUGCGCCGAGCGUACCUGACGCAGCAGGGACGGCGCGCCUGGCUAGCUUAUUGCAGCUGAAGCGGGACCCAUUCAGCAAGUACAAGACUUUCGUACGAAAUGGAAUAGUGUUUUCGUUCGGCAACAUGAAGCUGGCCUCGCUGAAUCUGGCCUACAACCGACUUGACCGCUCCAGCGUCGGGCUACUGUGCCGCGUGCUGGCGCAGCAGGCGGCAUGGCGUGACGUGCACGCGCCCGCGCACGGACUCGCGCAUGCUCACGACCAGUCACACCCAAAUACGCACGAGCAGUCGCACGCACAUGUGCAAGGACAUGCACUUGCGCACGAGCAGACGCUCACGCAUGUCCACGGGCAAGCGCACGAUGUAGGUGGUUUGCUGCAUGUCCAGCUCGACGGCAACCCCGUAGCCGAGGACAGCGCGGAGCUGCGCGAGUUGCAGACGCUGCUAGAGCGCGCGCUCAGCGUCAGGGAGGAGCGGCCCGCGCGCCGAAAGCCCGCCCACAAACAUUACCCUCAUAAGCAUUAAAACAACUUGGCAUCGCCUUUUUAGUACCCAUUAGGAAUGGAUUGUUUUUAAAUUCCUCGGAUGCUUUAUAUUACCUAAGCAACUCCGACCGCCUUUCUCCAAUACCAACCAGUGUUCUAUUUGAUGUCUGAUUACUUUUCUCCGGAUGACAAAUUGUUUUAUUCUUAAGCUCAAAAUAGAUUUUUAAUAUUAAGUGAUUCGUUUUUUCUAUAAUACUAGCUGUUGUUCGCGACUUCGUCAUCGUGAAAUUUAAAAAAUAGCCUAAGUUACUCCCUCGUGUAUCAACUACGUUCCAGUACAGUUCCGCCAAAAUCGGUCUGGUCGUUUUACCCGGAACAAAUGCAGAUUUGCGGAUAGGACAGAUUAAAAUUGUUUUUGUUAUAAGCAACGCAAACACAUUAUGUUCACGAAAUACGCUAUGAUUUUAUG